UCUCUCUCACUUCUACGUUCCCCUCUACCUCUCAGUCACCCAUCCACUUUCCUUUCUUUCACUCAACCACCUUCUUUUCUCUCACUCAGCAACCUUUCUCUCACUCAGCCACCUUCUUUUCUCUCUAUAUCUAAGACAGAAGUAAACGUACUAAAAUUAGAACAAAACCUUAAAAGAAAGAGCAAAAACCUAGAUUUUUUACAGCAGCUAAGACUGAGAUCAAUGGCGAGACCGGUGGAGCUUCCUAACGAUUUGGUAGAUGAGAUACUCUAUCGCGUUCCGGCCACAUCCCUGAAACGGUUACGAGCUACUUGCAAAAGAUGGAACCGUUUGUUCAAAGAAGAUAGGAAAUUCGCGAGUGAGCACCGGGAUAAAGCCGCAAAGGAGUUUCUAUUUCUCAUCAUGACAGAGAAGCAGAGGAUUUGUCCGUUGAGCAUAAUCAAUCUUCCCCCACAUGGAGAUGAUGUUCCUCUUCUUCCAUCUGUAGAGGUAAAAAGAGAGCUUAGCCUACCAGAAUCCUUUAACAACUCACUUCAGACCAAAGUCUUUCACUGCGACGGCUUAUUGUUAUGCGUCCGCGAUUUCCCCAUCAGCACCACCACAUGCCAUUAUGAAAUAGUGGUUUGGAACCCGUUUACUGGUCAAACCAGGUGGAUCGAAGCCAACAAUCGUUGGAAGCCAUUCAUCACAUUUGUUCUCGGGUACAACAACAACAAGUCCUCCUGCAGUCAAAGAAGCUACAAAAUUUUGUGUUUUAGUACUGCUGGCAAAGAAACAGAAAUCUACGACCUUAACUCCUCUGAUUCGUGGAGGACUCCUGAUGGUGAUCUCACUCCACCAGGCUGGACCGCUGUGAUGGCUGAAGAAGCCAUCGUCUCUGUGAAGGGAAAUACUUACUGUUUUGCUCUGGAGGAUUCAAAACCGCUACUUGGCUUGUCAUUGGUCAGAUAUGAUUUCUCUACUGAGAAAUCAUCUCUGUUUGUGCCUCUUCCCUAUCAGCAUCCAAGGUGGGAAAUUUUGAGACUUUGUGCUGUUAGGGACGAGAAACUUUCCGUGUUUUUACAGCCCUAUUUUACAUACAAGACUGAGAUAUGGGUGACAAGUAAGAUUGAUGAUGACUCCACCAAAGCGGUGUCCUGGAACAAGGUCUUAGCAUUGGAUUUGAGCCCUCAUCUUCGAAUUACUGAGGAUGUAAAGUUUGUGCUUGACGAGGAUAAGAAAGUAGCCGUGUGUUGUGAGAGAUUGAUGGAUUACGACGACGACCAAUUGAUCGAUAAGAUAUACAUUCUCGGCGAGGAUAAUCAAGUCAGUGAAUUUGCUUUUGGUCUGACUACAGGACCUCGGCCAUUUCCUCUUAAUUACGUUCCAAGUUUGGUCCAAAUCUAGCUACCUGCUGGAGACUAAAAACAACCUCUACAAGAUGUGGUCUUGUAGUGUUUCUUGCUUGCUUGCUUGCUUUAAACACAGUUUUUUUUUUUAAGUAUUAUUAUGGUCUAAACAUGUCUCGUACAGCAUAUGUCUAACAAAUAAGUGUUAUUUUUAAUUACGUUCCAAGUUUGGUCCAAAUCGAGUUACCUGCUGGUUGCAACAAAAGAAAAAGAGGUGACUAAACUAGAUGUGGUAUUCUAGUGUUCCUUGCUUGCUUUUAAACACUAAGUUUUAUGAUCGAAAGAAGAAGUGUGUCUAAAAAUUUCAAGCAUUUCUAUAAUUCAAUGACAAAAGUGUCUCUCAUGUUCAAAGCUCCCCUGCUCCGAGUCCUUUCUAUUUCACCUAAGUUACAAAUUGUACAACAACUAGAAGUCAUCAUUACCCAUUCACCUCUUAACUUGUACUACUAAGCCAAGCUGGU
Messenger RNA from Camelina sativa (false flax), 1849 nucleotides. NCBI's taxonomy places the organism in Eukaryota, Viridiplantae, Streptophyta, Magnoliopsida, Brassicales, Brassicaceae. The record is from RefSeq and is a predicted model, not a curated record.